Molecule: messenger RNA, 2650 nt
Organism: Colletotrichum acutatum
Lineage: Eukaryota; Fungi; Ascomycota; Sordariomycetes; Glomerellales; Glomerellaceae
Product: GTP-binding protein lepa
Exons: 5
Coding region: 156-2228 (690 amino acids)
Biological process (GO): positive regulation of translation
Cellular component (GO): mitochondrion
Molecular function (GO): GTP binding; GTPase activity; mitochondrial ribosome binding
Source: RefSeq, a predicted model, not a curated record
CUCAGCUGUCUCUGCACUUGGUGAGAAAAGAGCCAUAGUCCAAUGAGUUGAACGCCCCAAGCCAACUACCGACGACAUCUAUCACACGCCUCGCUCGCCCCUGGGACAUUCGAAUCCCGAGCUUGGAUCUGCUCGAUGCAGAGGAUCAUACCUUGAUGCGCGGCCCCUCAGCGACGAGCGUGCGCUUUACGCAGGACCAAUUGGUCGGUAUUCCACGCCAAUUGCCACGAUUUCCCUUGUCGAGCAAAACGGCGCGUAUCUCCUUGCAAGGCAAUGUUCCUGCACAACGGUCAUGGCAGUGGAAGACGUUGAAACGGAGUGGCAUCGAUCACAAAAGAUCAUUUCACUGCGGCACGCCGACCUUCGCUAAGCCUGCGGCGCCGUCGCGGUCUUCACUCGAGGAGCGAAUACUUUCGAUUCCGAUCGAACGAUACCGCAACUUUUGUAUCGUGGCCCAUAUUGACCACGGCAAGAGUACCCUCAGCGACCGCCUCCUGGAGAUCACCGGUACAAUAUCUGCCAGUGAUGCAAACAAACAAAUUCUCGAUAAACUGGAUGUCGAACGUGAACGGGGCAUUACUGUCAAGGCGCAAACUUGCACCAUGAUAUACAACUACAAAGGCGACGACUACCUCCUGCAUCUCGUUGACACUCCUGGUCAUGUCGACUUUCGAGCCGAAGUUACGCGAUCGUACGCCAGUUGCGGUGGUGCUCUGCUGCUAGUCGAUGCUAGUCAGGGUAUCCAGGCUCAAACUGUCUCUAAUUUCCAUCUUGCAUUCGCCCAGGACCUGGCUCUCAUUCCUGUUGUCAACAAGAUUGACAUGCCCUCCGCCGAUGUACCGAGGGUCCUCGAGCAGAUGCAUACGUCUUUUGAAUUGGAGCCCUCGACGGCUGUUCUUGUAUCGGCCAAGACUGGCAAGCACGUGGCCAACAUCCUCCCCGCCGUUGUAGAGAAGAUCCCGCAUCCCGUGGGCGAUGUUUCGAAGCCUUUGCGUAUCCUGUUGGUAGAUUCUUGGUACGACAACUUCAGGGGCGUGAUUCUGCUUGUGCGCAUCUUUGAUGGCCAGGUUAAGGCUGGCGACAAUCUCAUCUCAUUUGCCACUGGUCACAAAUACACCGUUGGCGAGGUCGGGAUACAAUACCCCAAUGCUGUCCCACAAAGUGUUCUUCGUGCUGGACAGGUAGGCUACAUCUACUUCAACCCUGGUAUGAAGCGCAUUCAAGACGCCAAACUCGGCGACACCUUCACCACCGUCGGAUCGGAGGACAUUGUCCAGGCGUACCCGGGUUUCGAGGAACCCAAGCCAAUGGUCUUUGUCGCAGCCUUUCCCACCGAUCAGGGCGACUACACGCGCCUCGCAGACAGCAUCAGCCAGCUUGUUCUGAAUGACAGGAGCGUGACCUUACAGAAGGACUAUUCCGAGGCAUUGGGGGCAGGCUGGAGACUAGGCUUCCUGGGCAGCUUACACUGCUCUGUAUUCCAGGAUCGGUUGAAACAGGAACAUGGCGCCAGCAUCAUCAUCACGGACCCGACUGUGCCGACUAAAGUUGAAUGGGCUGAUGGGACCGAGACGAUCUAUCAGAACCCGGCCGACUUCCCCAGUCAGGACGAGCACCGGAUGCGUGGUGCAACUGUCUUGGAACCUUUCGUUACUGCUACUAUGACUCUUCCAGAGGAGUACCUCGGCCGUGUCAUCGAGCUCUGCGAGAGCGUGCGUGGCGAGCAAAAGAGCUUUGAAUUCUUUCAUGCCACACAGGUUAUCCUCAAAUACGAUAUCCCUGCAGCUCAACUCGUCGAUGACCUAUUUGGUAAACUCAAAGGAGCAACAAAGGGAUACGCGACACUAGAUUAUGAAGACUCUGGCUGGCGAGCGAGUCAGCUCACGAAGCUGCAGCUUCUUGUCAACAAACAGCCCGUGGAUGCCAUUUGUCGUGUUAUCCAUACCUCACAGGCAGAGCGCCUCGGCAGGCAGUGGGUGACUAAAUUCAAGAAUCACGUCGAUCGGCAGAUGUUUGAGGUCGUUAUUCAAGCGGUGGCGGGCAGGAAGAUUGUUGCACGCGAGACUAUUAAGCCAUUUCGAAAAGAUGUGCUUGCAAAGCUACAUGCUUCCGACAUUACGCGCCGGAAGAAAUUGUUGGAGAAGCAAAAGGCCGGCCGCAAGCGACUUCGCGCCGUCGGCAACGUUGUCAUUGAUCAGUCUGCUUUCCAAAGCUUCCUCUCCAGGUGAGCGCGCCAAUUGUGGGGUAUCGAAUACGGAACACGUUUGUACAAAAGUUGAGGAGAAAAAGGACCCCACGGGGCCUAUGUAUGUGUAUGAGGACAGGGAAACUUGGUCUAAUAAUAAUCAUGCCCAAGCUUAAGUGGUCCCUUCGAUCUAGAGAAGUUUGGCCACUGGGGAUAUAUCUUUCCUGGUCGAGACUAUUGCCAAUAUCCCAGCGCCUAUGGUCGCCUCUGGCAUGAAUAGUGUCUGCUCUCCUUCACGACGGUGCCAACCCGCCAAGAGCCCCAGGCCUCCUCUUCGCGUCGUGUGACUGAGACCGCCACGAUGUAUACUUGGAGUAAUCCAUAUACUUGGGUCCUUUCGCAGAUGUCAUAAUCGCUAUUUGACUUCUCCUACUUCAAAUGCAAGGCUUAUGGCGGAGUCUCCGA